Messenger RNA from Bradysia coprophila, 950 nucleotides. RefSeq lists its product as uncharacterized. The record is from RefSeq and is a predicted model, not a curated record. NCBI's taxonomy places the organism in Eukaryota, Metazoa, Arthropoda, Insecta, Diptera, Sciaridae.
UCGAGUUAUCAAUAGUCAGUUGUAAGUUAGUUAUUUCCACAAUGACCAGAUCAACCAGUUUUGUGAAUGACAUCAAAAUUGAAACAGUUAAUGCCAAAUUUGCCACUUCAAUUUUGAAUGAAACUUUAACCAAAUUAGCUCUGGUACAAUGCGCUGAACGUGCAAGUAAUCGAGGACAUGACGAGAAACUCAAAGAUACCACCACAGCAACGACAAAGAAAUUUACGAAAGAUUUGACCAACAUACGGCUAACGUUUCACAAAGUUAUCAGCGAUCUGAGAGAACAUCGAAAUUUCAUGGACUUUAGUGGAGUUUCGGCCGCUGAAAGUGAAUCAAACUUUCUGUUGGAAUAUGCUGCGAACAAUGUGGUGCUAAAUGAGCAAUGUGCAGCGAUACAGGAACUUCAGAAGGAUAUUGCCAAUUUUCAUGAACCCACAUCCACGGUGGACGAGAGCAUGCUAAAGUGUGCCAUUCAAAACAGAUUUAUCAAAAAGUGGGAGAAAGCGAGACGAGAUCAAAAUGACCACUACAAUCGGAUGCUCGUCAACAGUCUAGAAAAUGAAGUCAGGACUUAUGCAAGGAAUAUUGAGGAUGAAAAGCGAUGUAUGCUUGAAAUCGAAACGUAUAGUCAGGCUGAAAUGGACAUCCACAAGGCAGAGAGUAUACAGUGGACGGAGAAAUUUUACGUCGAUCUAAACAAAACGGAGAUCGACAUACAAGUAGCAUUAGCCGAUUUAGACCGAACGAAACUCAAUUAUGAGAAGACGUGUGAAGCGAUAACAGUUCGUGUGCAGGAAAUGAUCGAUUUUGUUGCUCUGAAAGAAGAGCGGGCUUCGCAGAAGGACAGUGCUAUGAUGAAGUUUCUCGAAAAGCAUCGAGAGCAUUUGCUUGCAAAAUGUCGAAUUUUCAGUGAAUCCAUUUGAUUGUCAGGUCAAUAAAUGGCACAAAUU